Messenger RNA from Dibothriocephalus latus, 642 nucleotides. The record is from the annotation of a GenBank genome assembly. NCBI's taxonomy places the organism in Eukaryota, Metazoa, Platyhelminthes, Cestoda, Diphyllobothriidea, Diphyllobothriidae.
AUGGCGACCCCUGCAUACUGCGGUGGACGCUUCCCAGUUCCCCCUGCCUUCGACUUUGUUUUGUUACCCCUCAAAACCAAGAAAGUCGCUGUUGUAUCCAUAAUUGGGUCUUGGGACAGUCUUACCUGUGGGAGUACUUCGCAGCUUAUUGAAAACUUCCUACAGAAGAGUAUUUUCUCCCUGCCCUGUGGCAAGAGUGUCAUCCAAGGAUUCUAUGACUGCGAGCGCCAGAUCAUUUUUCUGCAAUUUCGAGAUGAAGAACACCUGCUGGAUGAGCUUCUCUCGAAUGCCAAAAAUGCGGAAGAUAUUUUGGCAGAAUGGGAUAUGGAACGGCUGAAAUAUCUCUACUAUCUUUUCCUCGUUUCCCAUCUUAUUCUGGUUGUCACCUAUGGUACAAAUCUUGAUCCCCGGUAUGUCGCGCUUUUCAAACUCCUCAAUCGUAUCAGGCAAGUCUAUCCUUUCUCCUUUAACAAGCCUAGGACAAAGUUGCGGCACUCAGUCGAAACACUGCUUCGUACCUUGCCCCUGCCGCGCUACUGCAUUGCCGCAGGACGCAUUGCCACACCCCGGCUACUAUUCCUCUUCAAAUUGCCGCCGACUAUUUCGGCUCGAAAAUUGGCCGAGGUAAGGGAUUUUUUGUGA